AUCUGAACAAGGCCUCGAGACAAAAGAAGUUUCCAGAAAUGAUUCAGCCGCCAUUUUGAAUCAAUCGCAAAAACCGGUUCUGGAAGAAUCUAAACCAGAACCAACUCGCAUCGCGGGUAAGUAUGUAACUCAUGAGCAACGUGUUGAACAGGAAAGAAAACAGGAAAAAAUUGCUGAACAGGAGCAAAAGCAGGAGAAAGACGCUGAACAGGAAAGACUUGAAAGGGUGAGGGCUGCAAGAAUUGCUCUGUUAAACUCCGGAAUUUCUCCAAGUUUCAAUUCUGUUUCAUCAACAAGAUCUCCGCCAUUUAAACCUAUAUUUCAAGAUCGAGUCGAGGAUGUUCGGUCAGGCGAGGAUACUGGGAGGCCAGUCAACCGGCUAAACAUCUUCCUCGCUGGAACUAAACCUGGACCAGGGGUCAAAAUACCAGAUGUUUCAUAUAUUCAGGAUAAGUUGGCUCGUUUAAACGCCGCCAUAUCUGAAGGACUCAAGCUUAAGCGACAAGAAGAAGACGACGAAAGAAAGAUGGCGGAGGAGGAGAAGAAGGAGAACCAGGAAAUGAUCAUAAAUAUUGAUGGGAUAAUGAGGGACGAAGAUUCUCAUGCCGAAAAGACUACACCCAAACCAAAUCCAAACCAAACAAUAACAAAAACCGCGCAACCGCCCACCCUUGAAAAUCCGCCAAAUGAGGCGGAGAAAAACGCGGCAAAAGCUGAGAAAACCGCGCAAGAGCACUCUACGAAACCACAACGAUCAACAACACCUCCUCCGCGCUCAACUACACAUUCAUCCACAACAACAACAAUGUCAACAUCAACCAUGCUAUACAAGGACAUUGGAACAACUGAACCAAAUCUUGACAAAACUCAAAUUUACACCUCAAACACUUAUAGAACAAGAAACAGAACCGAAUUUAUACAAAUGCCGAUGUCCAACAUUGAACCCAAGGAGACAAGAUUAUUCGACGAUCUCACUCAGCCGACUCAACUUAGGAAUGUGACAAGUUUGGACGAAACCAUGGCUGACAAAGAUGUGAAAAAUAAGGAGGUUAUCGAUGAUAUCACUGAUACAACGAUUUAUGUGGUUGCUGUAAUCGCGAUUAUUCCGAUCGCUGGUCUUUUUGCUUGGUUUGCCAGGGCAACUUUAAGAAGAAAGGGACUUUCUGGGUCUGAGGCCAGCUCUGAAACAGGUCUGAAUCGUCCCAUCACCGAGGACGAUAGUCUAAAUAUCGGUGGACGAUCCUACCCGUCCCUCCCUCCUCACUACCCGUCCCUACCUCCUGCCUACCCCUCUAUGCCUCCUGCCUAUCCGUCUCACAACUUUGAAACCAUCCUGGAGGCGCCGGAGAAUAUUCAAAAGAGAGAAAGUGAUGAUGGUGGUAUUUGGGAGUUCCCUCGAGCAAACCUUAGACUUCAAACUAUACUGGGAGAAGGAAACUUUGGGAAGGUAUGGAAAGCAGAAGCAGAUGAUAUCUGUGGACUAAAAGGAACAAGAUUUGUUGCAGUUAAAACAGUGAAAGAGGGUUGUGGAGGGAAGGAUGUAGAUGAUCUGCUCCAAGAGAUGAAUAUAAUGAAAGAUAUUGGUCCACAUCCUAAUAUUGUUUCAAUACUAGGUGUCUCAACGUUACAAGAACCGUUCUUGUUGAUUAUGGAGUAUGUUAUGUACGGUAAACUGCUGACCCAUCUUAGAGAACAGAGAGCUAAACAAUCAUCAUUCUUCACGUUCUCUAAGGAGACGAAUGAUAUGACUGAGUCCCUGACGGCCAAGGAUUUGACUAAGUUUGCUUACGGAGUGGCCAAGGGGAUGGAGUUUAUCAUCUCUAAAGGGAUAAUCCAUCGUGAUCUUGCAGCAAGAAAUAUUCUAGUGGAUCAGAGUAAAAACUGUAAAAUUUCGGAUUUUGGACUCUCAAGGAAUCUGAAAGAUUUAGGUGGAGAGAUGUAUGAACAGAAAUCAAAGGGUGCUCUACCAAUAAGAUGGAUGGCUCCUGAGAGUUUAUAUUUCUCUGUGUUUACACCUAAAUCUGAUGUCUGGGGGUUCGGUAUACUCAUGUGGGAGAUAGUAACCCUAGGAUCGACCCCGUACCCCGGUAUGGGUGCCAGGGAGGUGAUGCGGCGGGUCAGGGAUGGAUAUCGUCUAGAACGACCGGCUCACUGUCAUCCACAGCUUUACCAUAUCAUCCAAACCUGCUGGUCAGGAGAUAUGAAUAAACGUCCAGACUUUUCCGAACUAAGAAAGGACCUGGCUAAGCUGCUGGAGGAUCAGCAUGGGUAUAUUGAUCUACAGAAUAUAUCUGAUACUAAAUACUACUCCAUGGAUCAGAACCCGGAUGAAGAAGAGAAAUUGUAAAUCCGAAUCUAGGCCGAAUCAGCACAAUUUCCAGAUUCUAAUUUUUUUCCGGAUUUCUGUGUUUAUUUCUGGAACCUUAGAUUUAUUUCCGGAAUCAUUAGUCUACCUUUCCGGAAUCUAAGGUCUGUUUCUGGAAUAUUUGGUUUAUUUUGGGAUCUUCAUUUUCCAAUUCGGAUAAAAAUAUUAAUAAUAAGAAAAAUCAUUUCUAGAAAAAAAAUCUUCCUUUGCCACAAAAUUAAAUUUUCGAAUC
Messenger RNA from Eurytemora carolleeae, 2597 nucleotides. RefSeq names its product tyrosine kinase receptor Cad96Ca. The record is from RefSeq and is a predicted model, not a curated record. Gene Ontology annotation, molecular function: transmembrane receptor protein tyrosine kinase activity; ATP binding. Gene Ontology annotation, cellular component: signaling receptor complex. The transcript has 17 exons. Lineage: Eukaryota; Metazoa; Arthropoda; Copepoda; Calanoida; Temoridae. Gene Ontology annotation, biological process: multicellular organism development; protein phosphorylation; cell surface receptor protein tyrosine kinase signaling pathway. Bases 527 to 2347 code for a protein of 606 amino acids.